Molecule: messenger RNA, 1927 nt
Organism: Beta vulgaris subsp. vulgaris (sugar beet)
Lineage: Eukaryota; Viridiplantae; Streptophyta; Magnoliopsida; Caryophyllales; Amaranthaceae
Product: cold-regulated protein 27
Exons: 4
Coding region: 457-1044 (195 amino acids)
Biological process (GO): regulation of circadian rhythm; response to cold
Source: RefSeq, a predicted model, not a curated record
AGAGAUAUUGACAUCCUUCAAACAAAAAGUAACAAAUAUCUAAUGACCAGACCCGAAAAAUCGAUGUCAAGGCCCAAGCUCAUAAGCUAAAACAAAAGAAAAAAAAAAAAAAAAAAAAGAAAAGACAAUUUAAAAGUAAGAUAUUUUGAGGGUUUUCUGCGGGAUAUUUUGCAAAGAAAAAAAAAUCUUUAGCAAUGAUGAUCCAAUUGGCAUGUGGAAUAUAUGAAAUAAAGCUUACACGUGUAAAAAGCGUUGCCAACUGGAUUACUCUUUUUGUCCCACAACCGCCCUUUCCUUACCCUCUCCAUCUUUUCCUCACCAUUAACCUACGAAGUACAACACAACUUCUUUUUUUUUUCCAGACUUCUCAAAAAAAAAAAAAAUAUCCCCAAAUUUAAUUCGGAUCAUAAUUUUAUAAAUUCGUUUAUUUUCUCUUAAUUUUUCUUAGAUUCGGUUAUGGCUGAUUCUACAAGCUCGCAAUCUUCUGGUGUUACCGGUGGUGAUCUUUCUGGUUCACUUGAGCAGGAGGAAACUUCAAAUCUGGAGUUGUUGGAUAAAGAACCCACAUCCUCUGAAUGGACAGAUGAAAAGCAUAGUUUGUAUCUUAAGUCUAUUGAAACUUCAUUUCUACACCAACUAUACAGUUCAAUGGAUUCAAGUUAUUUGUACUCACAAAAGAUGCAGCCUCCUUACACGAGAUCAUCCAAGCAUAAUGAAUCUAAGGCAGUUGAUCAGUUUCAGAUCUUCCAGCAUGGUUGCUGGCAGAGAAUUAAACUUGGAAGAGGUGAACCUCCCCCUCAGAGAGCAGGAAAGUGUCAUCUUCUACUGCAAAAUCCGUGGAUUCAGCAUUUUAGAAGCAAAUAUGGUCAAACUAUCCAGGGAAAUGCUUCAUACGGCAGUCAACCAGGGGGCUAUGAGGAAAGGGCAACAUAUACACGUACAUUUGCAGAUAUAUCAGACAAUUUUCCUAUUUGUCAAACUACCGCAGAUUCAAGCAUUGGUGAAGACCAUUGGCAUGGAGGAUUAUGGCAUAUGCAUAUAUAGCAGUUCCAUCAACGAAUGGCUUAUUGCUAGCUAUGCUGCCAUGCUGGUGCCUUAGACCACGGGGCAAAACUUAAUGUCUGGCGGUUUGGUUGACCAUUUUAUGAGUGUGAAUGAUUCUAUGUGCACAUUCUGCGUGUUGCUAACUUGACCAUAUAUUUGACUUGGGUUGCUAAAUUAUAUUUUUUCAAAGAAUGUUUUGAUGUGGAAAUAAUAUUUUCAUGUUUAGACCUAUCUUCGUGAAAAAAAUCACAAAGUACACUAGAUAAUACAUAAUAGGCAAUAGAUACAACCACAAAAGUCGAGUGUGGCCAUUUUAAAAUAAUCUUGUAUGGCUUUAUAUGUGAAAUUUGUUAACUGUUAUUGGUAUUCUUCUGUUUUUAAGUGGUUAGUUGCAUGAGUUUCGGUGGUGCUGAUCCGCAGUUGAUGUGUAAACUAACCUUAUGCUGCAGAACCAAAAAUGGUCCCUAAUCAAUUUAGGGAUUGUUGUGUUCAGGAAAUGGAGAUUGCAUUGUUGUGGCAUUUAUUUUUUGAUGAGGGAAAAGGGAAGUUCUUUAUGGCUGAAGAUGGGAAGAGAUCUGUCAAACAAAUUAGGCUUUUUUAGGAAGAUGUAUUAUCACACUGAUUAUCGAGAUGGAAUGAACAGUAGGAUGUCAAGAUACUUCUUCUAUUAGUGACUGACUGAGAUGAUAAGCUAGUGAUUAUAGCUUUUCAAUACCCUCUUAUACCCCUCGGGUAUUGGUGGUGUAUAUCUUUUAUGAUUCUGGUAGCCUUCACUUUGCUUGUAUGUGGUUAUUUCUGAACAUUUGAAUAUUUUGUGUUCCUAUACAGCAGGGCCUUAUUUGAUCAAUAUUAUCUGAUAGGGCCUUAGAUUUGAUCGAUAUUA